This is a messenger RNA of Rhinolophus ferrumequinum (greater horseshoe bat), 17968 nucleotides long. RefSeq names its product trinucleotide repeat containing adaptor 6B (gene TNRC6B). The transcript has 26 exons. Gene Ontology annotation, molecular function: nucleic acid binding. Gene Ontology annotation, biological process: miRNA-mediated post-transcriptional gene silencing; positive regulation of nuclear-transcribed mRNA poly(A) tail shortening. Lineage: Eukaryota; Metazoa; Chordata; Mammalia; Chiroptera; Rhinolophidae. The coding region runs from base 14 to 5785 and encodes 1923 amino acids. Gene Ontology annotation, cellular component: P-body; nucleoplasm. The record is from RefSeq and is a predicted model, not a curated record.
CGCAAAGGAUUGAAUGCAGAAGCAGAUCCUAGGGGCCAGCUGUUGUCUCUUAAGCCAGGGUUUUGGUUUUUGCACUGAAUGUAGUCUAGACUCAUCUUCACGGGCGUGUGUUGCCCCAGGAUACUGUCAAAGGCAGUAUUUGUGUGUUUCUGCAAAGUUUUGCACAGAGUCUGUUCCCAUGCAAACCAAUGAGGGAGAAGUAUCGGAAGAAAGCGGUUCCAAGGUGGGACAGGAAGAUUUUGUAAUGGAAGGGCAUGGCAAGACUCCACCUCCUGGUGAAGAAAGCAAACAAGAGAAGGAGCAAGAAAGGGAAGAACAGUUAAUGGAAGACAAGAAAAGGAAGAAAGAGGAUAAAAAGAAAAAAGAAGCCACUCAGAAGGUCACGGAACAAAAAACCAAAGUGCCCGAAGUGACGAAACCAAGUUUAAGCCAACCAACGGCGGCCAGCCCGAUUGGCAGCUCUCCAUCGCCACCAGUCAAUGGUGGCAACAAUGCCAAAAGGGUGGCAGUGCCGAACGGACAACCGCCAAGCGCCGCCCGCUACAUGCCUCGGGAGGUGCCGCCGCGAUUCCGUUGCCAGCAGGACCACAAAGUGUUACUGAAACGUGGGCAGCCCCCGCCACCGUCCUGCAUGCUCCUCGGGGGUGGGGCAGGGCCUCCUCCCUCCACGGCGCCUGGAGCAAACCCAAACAACGCACAAGUGACAGGAACACUGCUGCAGAGUGAGAGUGGGACUGCACCAGAGUCAACCCUUGGAGGUGCUGCUGCUUCAAAUUAUGCAAAUUCCACUUGGGGCACGGGAGCCUCCUCCAACAACGGCGCCUCCCCCAACCCAAUUCACACCUGGGACAAGGUGAUUGUAGACGGGAUGGACGAGGAAGAGUGGCCUUGUAUUGCCAGCAAAGACACUGAGUCUUCUUCCGAAAACACCACCGAUAACAACAGUGCCUCGAACCCUGGCUCUGAGAAGAGCAGUCUGCCAGGAAGCACCACUAGUAACAAAGGAAAAGGGAGCCAGUGCCAGUCUGCAAGUUCUGGGAACGAAUGUAACCUUGGGGUCUGGAAAUCUGACCCUAAGGCAAAAUCUGUUCAAUCUUCCAACUCUACUACAGAGAGCAACAAUGGACUAGGAAAUUGGAGGAAUGUGAGUGGUCAGGAUAGAAUUGGACCUGGCUCUGGCUUCAGCAACUUUAACCCAAAUAGCAACCCAUCUGCCUGGCCAGCACUGGUCCAAGAAGGAAAUUCUAGGAAAGGGGCACUAGAAACAGAUGCUAGUAAUUCCAGUGCCCAGGUUAGCACAGUUGGUCAGGCAUCCAGGGAACAGCAGUCAAAGAUGGAAAAUGCGGGUGUUAAUUUUGUUGUCUCUGGCAGAGAACAGGCUCAAAUUCAUAACACUGAUGGACCAAAAAAUGGAAACACUAACUCCUUGAACUUAAGUUCGCCAAACCCUAUGGAGAAUAAGGGAAUGCCCUUUGCAAUGGGCUUGGGGAACGCCUCCAGGAGCACUGAUGCCCCUUCACAAAGCACUGGAGAUCGAAAGACUGGGAGUGUUGGAUCUUGGGGUGCAGCUAGGGGGCCUUCUGGAACUGACACAGCCUCUGGACAAAGCAAUUCUGGAAACAAUGGGAACAAUGGAAAGGAUAGAGAGGACUCCUGGAAAGGAGCUUCUGUUCAGAAAUCAACUGGGUCAAAAAAUGACUCUUGGGACAACAAUAACAGGUCUACGGGUGGGUCCUGGAACUUUGGCCCUCAGGACUCUAACGACAACAAAUGGGGUGAAGGGAACAAAAUGACAUCUGGGGUCUCUCAGGGAGAAUGGAAACAGCCGACUGGGUCUGAUGAGUUGAAAAUUGGAGAAUGGAGUGGUCCAAACCAACCAAAUUCUAGCACUGGAGCAUGGGACAAUCAAAAGGGCCACCCCCUCCCUGAAAACCAAGGCAAUGCCCAGGCUCCCUGCUGGGGAAGGUCUUCCAGCUCCACAGGAAGUGAAGUUGGAGGUCAAAGCACUGGAAGCAACCACAAAGCAGGAAGUAGUGACAGUCAUAAUUCUGGCCGUCGGUCGUACAGGCCCACACACCCUGAUUGUCAGGCUGUCUUGCAGACUCUUUUGAGCCGAACUGAUUUGGACCCCAGGGUGCUCUCAAACACUGGCUGGGGCCAAACUCAAAUUAAGCAGGACACGGUGUGGGACAUUGAAGAGGUGCCAAGGCCUGAGGGGAAAUCUGACAAAGGAACUGAGGGGUGGGAGAGCGCUGCCACACAGACCAAGAGCUCAGGGGGCUGGGGAGACGCACCCAGCCAAAGCAAUCAAAUGAAGUCUGGAUGGGGGGAGCUCUCAGCCUCGACCGAGUGGAAAGAGCCCAAGAACACAGGAGGCUGGAAUGACUAUAAGAACAACUCUUCCAGCUGGGGAGGAGGACGACCAGAUGAAAAGACAUCUUCCUCUUGGAAUGAGAAUUCCAGCAAGGAUCAGGGGUGGGGAGGUGGACGCCAGCCCAACCAAGGAUGGACUUCUGGAAAGAAUGGUUGGGGAGAGGAAGUUGAUCAAGCAAAAAACAGCAAUUGGGAAAGUUCUGCAAGUAAACCUGUGUCUGGGUGGGGUGACGGCGGGCAGAAUGAAAUCGGAACUUGGGGAAACGGUGGGAAUGCGAGCCUCGCUCCCAAAGGGGGGUGGGAAGAUUGCAAAAGGUCUCCAGCGUGGACUGAGACAGGCAGACAGCCCAGUUCCUGGAAUAAGCAGCACCAACAGCAGCAGGCGGCACAGCAGCCACCGCCACCACAACCAGAGGCUUCUGGUUCAUGGGGAGGCCCACCCGCACCACCUGCAGGCAAUGGACGGCCUUCUAGUUCCACCUGGAGCGGUGGGCCGCAGCCAGUGACCCCUAAGGAUGAGGAACCCAGUGGUUGGGAAGAGCCAUCCCCGCAGUCAAUCAGUCGGAAAAUGGACAUCGAUGAUGGCACUUCAGCAUGGGGAGACCCCAACAGUUACAACUAUAAGAAUGUGAAUCUGUGGGAUAAGAAUUCCCAAGGGGGCCCAGCACCUCGAGAACCAAACCUGCCUACCCCGAUGACCGGUAAAUCAGCCUCAGUCUGGAGCAAAAGCACACCACCCGCUCCAGAUAAUGGUACUUCAGCUUGGGGUGAGCCAAACGAAAGCAGCCCUGGGUGGAGCGAAAUGGAUGACGCCGGAGGAUCAACCACAGGCUGGGGGAACGCACCUUCCAACGCUCCAAAUGCCAUGAAACCUAAUUCCAAAUCUAUGCAAGACGGCUGGGGGGAGAGUGACGGGCCAGUGACAGGAACUCGCCAUCCCAGCUGGGAAGAGGAGGAUGAUGGAGGAGUCUGGAACACCGCCGGCUCUCAGGGAAGCGCUUCCUCCCACAACUCAGCAAGCUGGGGACAAGGAGGAAAGAAACAAAUGAAGUGCUCACUAAAAGGAGGAAACAAUGAUUCAUGGAUGAAUCCUCUUGCCAAACAGUUUUCAAAUAUGGGAUUGCUGAGUCAAACUGAAGAUAAUCCAAGCAGCAAAAUGGAUUUGUCUGUAGGGAGCCUUACAGAUAAAAAAUUUGAUGUGGACAAGCGAACAAUGAAUCUCGGGGAUUUUAAUGAUAUCAUGAGGAAGGAUCGCUCUGGGUUCCGUCCACCUAAUUCCAAAGACAUGGGAACCGCAGAUAGUGGGCCUUAUUUUGAGAAGCUGACUUUGCCUUUCUCCAAUCAAGAUGGGUGCCUUGGGGAUGAGGCUCCCUGCUCUCCCUUCUCCCCUUCUCCCAGCUACAAGCUGUCUCCCUCUGGUUCCACACUACCCAACGUCAGCCUUGGAGCAAUCGGCACAGGGCUCAACCCCCAAAACUUCGCUGCUAGACAAGGUGGCAAUCAUGGUUUGUUUGGAAAUAGCACAGCACAAUCGAGAGGCAUGCACACACCAGUGCAGCCACUGAAUUCUUCUCCUAGUCUCCGGGCGCAAGUGCCUCCCCAGUUCAUUUCCCCCCAGGUUUCUGCCUCAAUGCUCAAGCAGUUUCCCAACAGUGGCCUGAAUCCAGGUCUUUUCAAUGUGGGGCCCCAGUUAUCUCCUCAACAAAUUGCCAUGCUGAGCCAGCUUCCACAAAUUCCCCAGUUUCAGUUGGCCUGUCAGCUUCUCUUGCAGCAGCAGCAGCAGCAGCAGUUGCUACAGAACCAGAGAAAGCUUUCUCAAGCUGUGCGCCAGCAGCAGGAGCAGCAGCUGGCUCGAAUGGUGAGUGCACUCCAGCAGCAGCAGCAGCAGCAGCAGAGGCAGCCUAGCAUGAAGCAUUCGCCGUCUCAUCCCGUUGGGCCCAAGCCACACCUGGACAGCAUGGUACCCAACACUCUGAAUGUGGGGCUCCCAGACCUUCAAACCAAAGGGCCAAUACCUGGAUAUGGUUCUGGCUUCAGCUCUGGCGGCAUGGACUAUGGCAUGGUUGGUGGGAAGGAGGCUGGAACAGAGUCUCGCUUUAAACAGUGGACCUCCAUGAUGGAGGGACUGCCCUCUGUAGCCACACAGGAAGCCAAUAUGCACAAAAAUGGCGCUAUAGUGGCCCCUGGUAAGACCCGAGGAGGGUCACCAUACAACCAGUUUGAUAUCAUCCCAGGUGACACACUGGGUGGCCAUACGGGUCCUGCUGGUGAUAGCUGGUUACCUGCCAAAUCUCCACCAACAAAUAAAAUCGGAAGUAAAUCCAGCAAUGCCAGUUGGCCUCCAGAAUUCCAACCAGGAGUGCCAUGGAAAGGUAUCCAAAACAUUGACCCUGAAUCCGAUCCCUAUGUCACCCCAGGAAGUGUGCUGGGGGGUACCGCCACAUCUCCCAUUGUAGAUACUGACCACCAACUUCUGCGGGAUAACACCACAGGGUCUAAUUCUUCCCUCAACACCUCGCUGCCUUCACCUGGUGCCUGGCCCUACAGUGCCUCUGACAACUCCUUUACCAACGUUCAUAGCACUUCAGCAAAGUUCCCUGAUUACAAAUCAACAUGGUCCCCAGAUCCCAUAGGACACAACCCCACUCAUCUCUCCAACAAGAUGUGGAAAAACCAUAUUUCCUCAAGGAACACUACACCGCUGCCCCGCCCACCUCCUGGUCUGACCAACCCCAAACCAUCAUCUCCCUGGAGCAGCACAGCACCCCGAUCAGUCAGGGGGUGGGGGACACAGGACUCACGGCUUGCCUCGGCCGCUACCUGGAGUGAUGGCGGUUCGGUUCGUCCUAGUUACUGGCUGGUUCUUCACAAUCUCACUCCACAGAUUGAUGGGUCAACCUUGAGAACCAUCUGCAUGCAGCAUGGCCCACUGCUGACAUUCCAUCUGAACCUAACCCAGGGCACCGCCCUGAUCCGAUACAGCACCAAACAGGAGGCGGCCAAGGCGCAAACUGCACUGCACAUGUGUGUGUUGGGAAACACUACCAUCCUGGCUGAGUUUGCCACCGAUGAUGAAGUUAGCCGCUUUCUGGCACAAGCUCAGCCCCCUACACCCGCAGCAACCCCGAGCGCACCCGCAGCAGGUUGGCAGUCGCUGGAGACCGGCCAGACCCAGUCAGAUCCCGUCGGACCUGCGCUGAAUCUUUUCGGUGGGUCCACAGGGCUCGGGCAAUGGAGCAGCAGUGCUGGCGGCAGCAGCGGGGCCGAUCUUGCUGGCGCUUCAUUGUGGGGGCCCCCAAACUAUUCUUCUAGCUUGUGGGGAGUCCCAACCGUGGAAGAUCCCCAUAGGAUGGGCAGCCCUGCUCCUUUACUACCUGGUGACCUUCUGGGAGGAGGGUCGGAUUCAAUCUGAACUUAGAACUUUCAACUCUGACCUCGUGACCUUUUUUGGAACAGCAGCAGCACUAACUUGACCUUUUCGUUUUUUUUUCAACUUGCAAUAAAUACAUUUUUAAAAGGAAAAAAGAAAACGGAGAGAGAAAAAAAGGUGGGUCAUUGACAGACUGUCUGAGCACAUAGUUGCCUCCCUUAUAACUUCAGUUUUUUCGUUUGGAAUAUGAAUCCAAAAAGAGAACAUAUCACUCUUGAAAUACUUGAAUCAUGAACGCCAACCUAGAAAGACAAUGUGAAGCAAGUACACAUACCAUUUAAAUUUAAACACAAAAAAAUUAAAAAAUUAGUUUCUAGUUUUUCACUUUUUUCAUGUUAUAUGGAAGUUGUUGCUAAGAAACAUAUAUACUGAAAAAAAUAGCUUUUUAACUUUGUUUGCACUGGGUGUGUUUCCGUCCUUAGGUCUACCAUGUUUGGGAGGGAGGGGAAUUCAAAAGAAUUGUUGGGGUGGGGGGAGGGAAGACUUGACGGAGCCUCACUUUAAAAACAAAAACACAAAAAACCUAAAAAAAAAAAAAAAAAAAGGAAAAAAUUUGUGAUUGGCUGGUUGAUAAAUACCAGUGUGUUCUGGCACAUGUAACUGCCCAGGCAUGCUCGUUCUGGUAUGUGUGUGCACGUGUGUUCAUGUGCAUUCGCGUGCAUCCUUCUCUCUGUCUCUGUGUGUGUAUGCCUGUGUCCUCCUCCCUGACCCCGAUUUCUCAGAAAGCUGCAUUGCUGACAGUCCACAGGCUGGCUGGCCGGCCAUCUGCUUUUUAUUUUUAUUAUUGUUUUUUAAAUAAGAACACGCAAGCACGGGGAGCCACUGCUGCUAGAGCAGCUCGUUGGGCUGCACGAAGAUGAACAGAGUGCUUUUUAAUGAUGAGAGCAGGGAGUUCCUUUACAUCUGCAAAUUAGCCUGAGUGCAAGGUUUUUCUAGCUUUUCUUUUGACCUAGCAGUAGAGUGGAGCACUGCCAAGUCCAAAAAAUUAGGAGAGCAGGAGGUACCUCUUGGAGCAACUGUGUUUAUUUAUUUGUUUUUUUGUUUUUAAAUAAGUGGCCACUAGGCACAUCUGAAUAUCUGUUAAGUUUUAGGCAGGCCUUUUCAUUUCUUUGGACGGGAACAGAUGAGAUAGUUGUUAAUUGUGUGACUUCUUAAAAGCAGAAAAACUGUGUUCCCUCCUUUCAUGUGUAAUCAGGAAUGAGAAAUUUGUCAGAAAGUCAGGUAAUGCUGAAUGCAAUAUUUCUAUUGGUUCUCCUUUUCAUUUGAUGAAAACAGAAGAAAACAGGUUGUGAGCAGCCUCCUAAAGCAUCGCAGCUCCUCCCCCUCUGCUCCCGCCUUGCUGAGCGUUACCUGUGCCAGGCCUCGGCGCGUUCCUGCCAGGCCAUCACAUCACUGACAGAAACGUUUACUUAACGAAUGUUCUUAAACCAGUGUGUACUUCAGGCGUGUCCUUUUGUUCCUCUGUGUCGUGUAUUUCCUGUGUAUGUGGUUUUGCUUAGGCAGGUAUAACUUAGCAAAGACUUUUAAUUUUUAAGUAUUGCACCUUUUUUUUUUUUUUUUUUUUUUGGGUUUUGACCUCUUUUUUGUUUUUUUUCCUUGUAACGUUGCUUUUUUUUUGGUAUUUAAAGACUUUUUUUUUAAGCAUCAAUGUAGUAGUACUCUGGGCCGAAUAGGGGGCAACUUUUAAUCCAGUUAUUACCAACAUGUAUGUACUUAUGUUGGAAUCAAAAUGUAUCAAACUGCUUUUUGUGAAGAGAGUUAUAGCAGCCCUGAAGGGGUACCCCUUUAUACAGAGCAGAUGGCUGGUGGGGUGGGGGGAGGGGGACGUAUGCCGGUAACAUGCUAGCACUUGUGUGGACAUCCCAAUCUGCAUUAUACUGUUUAACAUAAAGUGCCGACAUUCUGUACCAGCAAAUACCUGCCCAUUCCAACCCUUGGUGGGAGCAGACCUCUACUGUCCUCCAUAACUUGCUGCUAGUGAGGACAAAGGAGUUUUUCUUUCUUUAGCAUCUUCAGUGAAGGAUACAACAAUGCCUAAUGUAUUUGACUUUGAGCUUGUGUCUGUGUGUAGGUGGGUGGGUGGGUGUGUAUAGGAAAAGGCAAAAACGAAUUAUUUGCAUUUAAGUGGUUUUGUGAGACAAAGAAUGGGGAAUUCUGUAGUCCUCUCGGCUUACCCUGUUGAUUAUAAACCUAGCCUCAAAAGAGAUUGACAUGCAUAAUUCAAGUGAGCAUUCGCUCAUACAAGUCUUUAUGAACCCUUCGUGGGUAGGUGGUCAAACUUGAGUUUCCACCAUUGGUGUGGUCCCAUUGGAUGCCUUGUAGAAAACUGUGCCCUCCUCUUGCUCUCCGAUUUUCAUCACCACCACGCCCCUUCCACCUUGGCCCGUGUACACAGUAUCUCCUCCCAGCCCCCACCGACUGCUCUCUGUGUGGAGCAAAACCCUGUCAAUGGGGUGACCUCCAGGUGAAGAGCAGCUGUGUUCAGACAUCUACGGAAGGCUAGAUCUUAGUGUCCCUGGGCCAGGAGCAUGUUCCAAGGCUCCCACGAGCCAGUGGUAACCCUGUCCACUGCCGCGCUUGGUUUCCUGCCAUGCCCUGCACCGCCCUCCACUCCCCCUGCCUAUUGGUUCCUUGACCUGCACUAUGGGUUAGUUGAGAUCCUUACGAUACUACGGUGAAAGCCGGGUGCUAGAGCCCCUCUUGUUUACAAGACAUAAUGAGGGAUUUGAAAUAUGUAAAAAUAAACAUGAGAAGCUAAAAUGUUCUUCCAUCAUAAGCUUAAAGGGAAAAAAACUUUAAAAAAAGACCAAAAAGUGCGCAUAUAUAUGUAUAUAUAUGCACAUAUAAAUGUAUAUUUUAGAUGAAGACUAACUCUGGGAGCAUUUAACAGUGUUUUUGUUUUUGUUUUUAACAUUUAUUUUCCUGCUUUAAAAUUUGCAAGCAUUCUCAGGAAUUCUAGGGUAGGAAGCCAGUUUUCUGAAGAUGGUUUAUUUAACCAUAUCUUAUCCUAGAUAGAUGGCUGUUUCUUUCCUGUUAAUAAACUUUUACAAGUUCCUGAAACUUCAAAAAGUUUAAACAAUUUUUACUUAAAAACAUGUAAAAAGAAAAGUCUCCAAACGUUAUUGUCAACGGGGGAUCACACAUAUUAAAACAUGUAGAAAUAUUUUUUAAAAAUUACCAAUUUAGCAGCAACAGGUAAAUUCAUGAUCUUAAAAAAUAUGGGAGAAGGAUUAAGCUUUAUAAGCGCUCUAACAUGGAUUCGUUUGAAAUUGUGUGUAAUGGGGGAGUGUUUGGUGUAUAUAAAUGGGAAUGCCAUCAUUUUGUUCCUUUCCAUUUAAGACUGAACUGAAAUCUCCCCUAAUAAUUUUAAUUUUUUUUAAAGGAACCCUUCUCCCUGUCCCUUAGCCCUAGCAACAAAAGAAAGGAAGAAAGAAACAACAGCUUAAGAAAAAAAAAGUAACUCUAAUCUGUAAAAUAGUACGGUUGGAUUGCUGAGAAUCUAUGUAAAGAGGAGUUAGGAAAUAUAGGUUAAUAAUUUUUGGAACAAAUUUUAAAUAUAGACAUUACUAGAGGAAAACUAUCUAUGGACUGUUCUAUUAAUGAAGAAUGUCUGUCUUACCUCCAUUUGUUAUGGGAGAAGGACAAAAUAAUAGAAAAACUUAAUAAGGAACAAGUGAUUUUACUUUUUUCGCUCCCAGCUACUGUUGUGCUCAUUUUAAUUGCUAUUUUGAAGAUCUGCUGCUUAAUUAUCCCCAUCCCUCAGCCGGAGAUGUAAAGUGUUUCCUUUCAGUUUUGGGUGAUGUCGAAAUCUCCUUUUGUAUUCCCUCCUGGGGCCGGGGAUCAGAAUUCCUAGCAUGACCACAGCUUCUUCUAAACAUCUAAGCUUCCCAAUGGGAAAGAAACUCCCGCUCCACAAGUAAAGAGAGUGGAUGGGGUUGCUGCCUGCAAUUUCUCUAAAACCGCUUUAGUGCCUUCGUACAUACACCCAGACAUCCUAAGCAGGGGGAGCACGUGUGCACGUGCCUAUGGUCCAGUCACUCUACAGACAUUAAGACACUUGCCCGUUAAGGAAAUUGGAGUGGUUCUGGACAGGCCCCAAAGGCAGUGGGCUCAAUUUAAAACAAACAAAUAGAAAUCAAGGAAGUUAAGUAUGCUUUCAUGUCUCGAUAUUGUGGAAUGCUGAGAUCCUUCCUUGUGUGGUUACCCUCCGUUACUGUGCAUUGACUUCUCCAGAUGUAUCGUCGUAACAGCUACAGUGAUUUGGAAGGUCUCUGUGUUGGGCCAGUAGAAAGGGGUUCGCAUUUUUCUGUUCUUGUCCUUUGUCUCUUUCCUUUCCCCCCAACGCCGCACCCCCCUUCCUUAUUUUUGUUAACUUGCUGGAAGCUUUGCUUUAUUGGUUGGCAGUGACCUAAGAACAGAAUAUAGUGAGAUGUAAUGAAGAGGAAAGCUCUUUUCUUUCCAUAGUAUUCUUUGGCAAGAGCCAUGUCUGCUGAGAGGUUAGGUGGCUUCAAUACACUUAAAAAACUCAGUGGGAGCAUCUUCCCUUCCACCCCAUUCUGACACGUGCAGAGGCUUGCUGGUCACCUCUCAUUACGCAGGCUUAUUUUAUAAACAUUUUAAUCAUGUAAAUUUGAGCCUUCCAGUUUUUACUAGUUUCCCUUUAUUUCUUUAAACACUUGAUUACUAGCCACUCUCGCUCUCUCAAACAUCACAAAUUCCACUUUUGUCUACCACGUAAGUAGCCACAUCAUAGAAGAAGAGAUGUCUUCCAUCAGACUGGGGACCUCUACUGGCAAUUGAGAUCCAGUGCCAUGACCUAAUUUUCGGUGUUUUUAAAAAAAAGUUCGGAUCUCCGAGAUGUGGCGUUUCUGAUCCCUCGGUCCCUAGCCCUUGAUAGUUUUCAUUUAUGACAUUCACCGAAGUUAACUUAGCCCUGUGGCAAGUUAAGGUUCCAAUUCUUUCAUCAACAUUAUCCACUGACUGCCAUUCAAUUAGUUUUAUUUAUUUAUAGCAGUUUGAUUUUCUACUACAAUGGCUCCUGUUCUAAGAACUUUCCCACCUCUUCUGACAUGAAUGUAGCAUAAAUUAGAGUUGGUUCUUCCAAGUUCCUGUGGGUUGAAUGUUGUGUGUAAGAUAUGCAACAAAAAGAAAGGAAAAGAAAUUCCUGCCUGAGAAUUUGGAAGAGCUUUUAUUAAUAUAUCCAGCAGAACCUAAAAUUUCACAGGCUAUUAACUUGUUGCAAACAUUCACUCACACCCCUUUUCGGGGGGAGAGGGCAGUUUUUGUACAGUUAACAGCCAGAUUCCAUAUCGACCUCAGAUGCUGUGUACUUUUGAGUUUUAUUUUUUAUAUUCUGGCAUCUUGACUCUUAAACAGAAUGAAGAUGUCUGUGUGCUGAGCAAAACGCUUAAGCCAAGGCUGCUUUCCUUUGCGGUGUAAACAAGAUACUUUCAGCAGACUUGGCUUAAUGGCCAUCUCUAAGAUUAGGGAACAAUUGAGUCUUUCUUUAGAAAAAGUCCCCUUUUCCCCCAUCCUCAGAGUUCAAAUUCAACAUGUAACACGUUGUAGGUUAUUGUCUUAGGCUUGGGUUUUUUUUCUCUUGUUUUAAUUAUCUAUAAGGUCUUUAAAUAGGAGUAGAGAUACAUUUUUAGCUAGUUAAAAAAUAAAGUUUUCUUCUCCAGUGUUUUUGCCAAGUUUUGUCAUAUUUCAUGUCUAUGCAUUGACUAUAUUUCUUAGUGUUACUGCAAAAAGAAAUCUUACCCUUUAGUUGUUUUCCCUCCCGUGAGUGUACAACCAGCCUGCGUGCGUUGAUAGUGCAGAUGAAAAUAUUCUAGCCUGUGUGUAUACAGUGAAUUGUCAAUCAUUAGACCUCAGCAGUCAUUCAGAAAACAGGGCGCCGUCGUCCUAACCUGCUGCUGCACCCCCACCCCACACCCCUCUCUGCUUUCUUCUCUGCAAGUACCAGGUGUCCACAGUCUAGAAACAGGCAAAUAGGCAUAAUGUUGUCAAGUGCACCAUAAGCCUAUUACAAAACCGAGAAUAUUAGAUAUAUUUCCAGAGUUGGUGCACAUCCUAGAAUAUGGUCUGUAGGGUUAUGGCCAGUGCCAAAGGUGUGUAUAUUUUCAAAGAUGAUCCCCAUUUGUCAAUGAUGAUGAUGUUUUCUUGACCUUAAAUCUGACAAAGGAGGUGCUGGCUUCACAUUCUUUAGAUUUGAAGUAAUUAUCAAAUUCAAAACUCUAUGAACAUAACUGCAUACUUAAAUAAAAAUUGACCAUUGGCCCUCCCUACCCAGCCCACGCUUCCCUCCGACCCACACUGCCAAAGAAAAGAGCCAUGAGCAUCUACAGGAUGGUGAAGGGAACACUGGUCAGGAAACAGCUACCCCCCACGGCUGGGCAUCCAUGCUGUCCUGCGGAUGGUCACUCAGACUAGAUCUGGAGUAAUUACCAAGUAUUCUGACAUUUGAGUGCUUUUUACUGUCAAUCUCUUGUAGGAACCUGCUACCACCACCAAAAAGAAGUAGCAAAAGUGACAGAAACUGCCAGCGUUUGCCUCACAGAAUUUAAAUAGCUCCCUUUUCAGUUAGCUAUACACCCAAAUUUGUUUUUAACGAGAAACUGUGCACACCAGGAAAAAUGGUAGUGCCCUGGUGAAAGGGUCUCUGAGUUGUUGGUUCUUCAUUUUGACAGUACUCGUUUUGAUCAUGGGAGGGAAAAGGUCAGACGAAGGCAAGAAAGGUUUUGUUUUAAAUUUUAAAAAGAAAGUUUCCCUAAAGCACUUGGUGCUUUGAUUUCAAGCUAUAAAAUCAUUGCUUUCGAAAUAAAAUCCCAAUUGUCACUGACCCAUUUUGAGCCAAUCUUAGUAAGUUCGGAUUGUUUUUACAAAAAAUGAAAUUCCUCUUUCUGGCUAAUGGGGAGCAGCAAAAGAAAAGUGGUGUGGGUAGCUUACAGUAGCACAGCAGAGUUGUGAAAUGAAUCGCUUUUCUUUCCUGUCUCUUCCCCUGCUUUCCUGGGCCUCUUACUGAAUCGGGCAUUCCUUCUCCUGGCUACUGAAAGGGUGUGCACAGUUCUCAGAGGGCUGGGUUGUCACAGGUGACCAGAGGUGCGCUGGAGCAGCCUUACUGCAGGACUGGCCUUACAGCAGAGUUCUGGAGAAGAAGACAGUAUAUCCUACAUGUGUUCGCCAAAAAUCAAAAAGGGGGGUGUUUAUACAAAACCAAGCAAAAACUUUUGGAGCCCUUUAAAAAGUUACAUACCUUUUAAAGGUAGUAUAGUUUUUCACCAAGUGAUGCAUUCAGCAUACACUUCUUGCUAGAAAUUUUGGGAUAAGUUAGAAUAAAUGUGUUUAAAACACCACCUCUACCCCCCCCCCUUUUUAAUUUUGUCCAAGGAAUUAAUUACUUAAGUGUAGUAUUUCUGAAUGUGCCUUUGUGAGUACAGAGACCGUCUGUUUUAGGCAGAAGCUCUCCGUUGGGAUAAGACGGAAAGACGGUCAGCCUAGUGUUUAGGGCAGUCAGCAUUUCUCCUGGCAGCCCCCAGGGGCAGCUGCUGAGUUUUCAUUAGCAUCAAUAUUGCACAGUGUAGCGUUGUGUGAAGAGGUUCUGGGACUUGGGACAGGGGAGAUGAGGGGACAAAGGUGCACAGAUGACAGAGACCCAGGUCAGUCCAAGAGUGCAGGUUGAAUUUACCUAUCUGCAUUACCUAGUUUUCUUUGUGUACGUGUGUGCGUGCGUGUAGCUGUUUUAUUUGUUGUUUUUCUGUAAGCACUGGAGAACUGAAAUAUGGUGAUGUCUGUGACACAUUCAUGCAUGUCGAGAAAGCGCUGUCUGGCUUCUGCGGUGUGCAGGGCGGGCAGCGCAUUUCCACCCUCUGAGUCUGUCCUGAGAAGGCAAUUAUUUUCCCAAAUGGAAGUCACUUCGUGUUGCUGUUUAUGUGAACAGGGUAUUACACACAAGGAAAAAGCUUUUGAAAGGAUAAGAUGGAAGUGUUUGAGAAAGAAAAGAGAAAAAUCUGAAAAUCAUAUUUUAUGUCUUCAGAACGAUUAAUAGUUAAACAUAGAAACCUGCAGUGUCUCUUCAUUUGUUUUUAUUUGUUUUGAACGAUUCCACCUCUUCUCCCCACUCCUGAUCUUCUAAAGAAAUAUCAAGUGAAUGCUAAGGGCCAUUUCCGUAAUUCCUCAGAGCUCCCCAAAGAGGAAACCAGUCCCUCCCGCAAGAUUCCUUCAGCUUCAUUCAGGAAGACACAGGGAGUAGAGAGGCUGCGCUCUUUCUUCCUCUCAUUCCUCUCUAAUGGCCUUGAAAUGUAUUAUUAUGCAAAUGUGAAUUUUGAUACUGAAUUUAAGAAGAGGUUGUUGGAUUUUUUUCUUUUUUCAAAAAAAAAAAAGGUCCCAUAUGUGGUCAUCAUUGCUUCUUUAUUUUGUAACGUGAAUUGUAACUAUGCAUUCUGCAAAAGGGGGGAGGAGAGGGCAGAAAGGGGAAGGAAGUAGCUUUGCAUCUUUGUUCUAUGGUUUCUGUGUCCAUGGUAUCCCCACAUCCUGGUGGGGACGGGGAGUGAGAGCAAGAAGCGGUAAGGUCAGCACAGGGAGGUGUCCCCAGAGAGGCAGGGACCUGGGAGUCCUCCUGGGGUCGCUGGCAGGCCUGAUGGCCCAGCGCAUCCUGGGAGGCCUGCAGUUCCUACCCACCAAUAUAUGGUACAGGAUUCUCCAUCCUAGCCGUACAGUGUUAAACCGGUGCAACAUUGGGGCCCCACAGGCUUCGAUGUUCUCUGGAAACAAGGACUCAUUCUUUCCUGAAUUCAGAACCCCUUCAAGCUCAGGAAACCAUGCCUCACUCAUGCAAACCUUACAGUUAAUCUUUAUGUCAACUUCAAAAACCUCCUCCUCCUAGCUCCUCACUUCUUUUUCAUUUUUCUUUCUUCCUUCUUACUCGUUUUUAAGUGAACUUAAUUACAAGGAAAUUGUCUUGCUCUCAGGGGAAGAGGACUUUUGCUUGUCAGGCAAAAAAAAAAAAAAAAAGAUCUCUUCCCCAUUCACUACCCCUCAGCCAAACGGGACCUCUCCGCUUUCCUUGCGUUUGUAAAGCUGUAGAUAGCUAGCGAGCAGCGAGGUGUUUGGCAUGGAACAGCCUCCAGCCUCCGAACAGGAUUCCUUUGUGGCUCUUGCCUGUGGUGAAUUGUGGCACCUGCACUGCUGUGGUCUAGGCAUCCUUUGCAACACGUAGUAUCUUACCCGAGAGCUCGUCCUGCCCGUGCCCAGUGUUCCCGCGCCGCGGUGUGCGUUGAUGUUCACAGUACUGUAACGAGGAACAGACUUGACCACAGUCUCCUCGUGCUUGUGCAAGGCUGCACAGGCACGACCUCAUCAGGGUUCCAAUCUGUUAGAUUGCCUUUAGACAAAAAAACAAAACCAACAAAAAAAGAAAAAAAAUCCUGACGUUUCAACUGUUUAACACAAAACGAUACCUCGAGGUACAUUUCCCCUGCAGUGUAGACCUUAACACCCCUCUCCUUUUCUGACAUCGGUGGUUAUCCUUUUUAAAAUAUGAACGUGUAAAUAGCAGGAUAACUUUUAUAAUUUUUGUUCUUUGCUGUGAAAGUAACCCUAAAAUAUGAUUUUUUUUAAGCCAUCAGAAGUUUCAAAUCUUAUUCUUUCAUAUUUAAGAAGAGAAAGCAAAACAGGUCAGGGGAGUAGCCUUACAUUUGUGGGCUGAGGUUCCCUUCCCUUGCCUCCGUACAUGUGACAGCAGGGCAGUGUCUAAAGCCUGUUUUGAGUAGAUGCCAUCUAUUCCAACCUUCUGGUUCCUGGGUGGGGAGUGUCUGAAUUUCUCUCUUCCGGAAGAUCCAUCUCCUCUAGGGUUCCAGAAUUAAACCUCUUUUCCACAGGAGACCUUGAGCAGUCAACCUUUCUUGAUUCAAAUACACACACGCAUACACACACAGUAACUGAGUAGCAUUCUGUAGCUCACAAAGGGAAUUAGUCCCUGGCAUUUCAGGUUGGCGCUGUAGAAUUUAUAGCCUUGUCACUUUGCAAUGCUCUGGAAAUGUAUUGAUUUCUUACUUAGAAACUCAUCUGAGACUUGCAGACAAUGGCCCUAAAAGGCAUGCGUACCCUCAGAUGUUCCUCCAGGAGGCUUGAAGCUGACAUUACAUAGAGGGAAAUAGGUUUAACAAAUGCUGCUUGUAGGGAUCUGUCAGCUAGCUACUGCUCUCCUAGAUUUGGCCACGGAUGAGGCAGGGUCCGAAUGGGUCGUUUUGAAGAGCUCCUUCAUAAAUACCCUUUUUCCCCCAUCUUAAAGACAAACCUUAUAUCUGUCAAGAAGCCCAUUUUAGUUUUAACUUGUAUAAUGACGACUUCCUUUGAGGGGAAGAAGCUUGAUUAUAAAUGCACACAUAGUCACCACCCACCUUCUGAUUUGGGCGCUGUCAACCUUGGGAUUUUAUUUCUGUUUGGAGGCCCCUUUUCCAUCAGUCUCCUUCCUCUGAUCCCUCAUGAGUUCUUCUGCUCUUAUAUCCCUCUACAGUCCUCCCAAAGGGCUUAACUGAUCUCUGCACUUCUUUCCUGGGACACUCCCCCCCACCACCACCACCCUUUGCACACACCAGUGACCAAAGUGUGUCCAGUGAUUUCACAGAAGACAUCAAAAAUGGUGCAUGCACCGCGAAUGUGCUCACGGAGACACGUGCACAAGAUUCUGCACCCUUGGCCUUAACCUCAGUAUGACGUAGGUGCAGGAACAUUUUUAACAGGUUUAAAAAAAAAAAAGACAAAAAAAAACCCUUUUGUGAGUGGGGGGAAAAGCAGACAUGAGUUCAGCUGUGCCCGUUCCUCAAGCUCCACUAUUUGCUUACAAUUUGGAAUUCUCUGCCCACCACACCCCUGUUUUGAGUAACCAAAAACAUAACAAAAGCAACCUGAGGAGAGAUUUCUGGACUAUUUUGUCUUUCUCCAUUUAGAUGGAGAUAUAAAUGCUGCUUUGGGUUCCAUAAUCCUAGGGGGCUAUGUUUACAGAGUAAAAUACAUCCUACCAAAUCAGGAAACUGAAUAAUGGAACCUUUGCAGUGAGUUAGGUCACUGAUGGUGAACAAGAGAAAUGAGGGCUCUUGGGGGUGGGGCAGAGGAGGAGAUAAUGAAAAAGUCCCAUUUUAAUGACUUGUGAUAUGUUGCUCCCUUCCUCCUCUCUCCUCCCUUCACUUCUCUCCUUGCCCCGUUUAAACAAGGUGCAGAGAAAUGCAUCAUAAAAAGGCUGGAUUUUUUAAAGGCAGCUUUCCAACUUUGCACACAAACAGGUAACAGGAAGGUACAGCAAAAAUCCUCUCGGAAACACUGUCAGCAGAAACAAAACCUGUAAACAUACUAAAUAGCUGCACAUAUUGAUGCUCUCUGCAGGUUACCUAGAAGUGUUUUGUUUUUCUUAUACUUGAAAUAGCUUUUACAAUAUUAUUUUGGUGGCUUUCUUUCCUCUCUUCUGGUGGGCAAUAGAGAAAGUGGAUGAUGGGAUUUAAGGACGUUUGAGGGGAGAAAAGGAAGGAUAUGGCAUUGUCUUUCCCCCUCCAUCCCCCAAACAGAGGUUUAAUCAAACUCCCAUAUGUUGAAAUUGCUCCUCAUAUUACUUGUUUUACAUGGACACAGAAACUAGGCACUUUAGAGGUGCACUUGCAUGGCAGGCUGGGCCCCCCUUUUCUAUAUUUUAUUUUACUUUUUUAGUAUAGUGGUACUUAAAAUCACUGGUUCACUUAAAAAAACAAACAAUAAAAUGUUAAACUCUACUAAUGUACAAAUAAGCUGAAAAGUUGCAUUUUAUGUGUAUUUUUUGCCAUAGCAGGUACUGUAUUUCUCAUGCUGGAUUUCAAAAAAAAAAAAAAUCAAAAACAAAAAAAACUAAAGGGUGGUGUUUUAUUGGAUUGUGACAGGUUGAGUAAUAAGGAAUUAAGUCGUCGUCAUUUCAUUAAAACAGAGAUGAUGUGAUGCAUAAAUAAGAGUUUUCUGAAGGGUUUUUUGGGCUUUUAAACAGCUUAUUUUUGUUUUUGUUUAGUUUUUUAUUUUAUUUUAUUUUGGAAAGAUAUGAUUGUAUUAUGUGCAACUCAGUUGCUUACAUUAUAACUACAAAAUAUUUUUGGGUUCCUGGAAAAAAAAGAAAUAAGACUAAUAAAUGUGUUUGGCUGCUAAGCA